ACACGGGCGCUCUCCGUGGCUUUGCAGCAGCCGCCAGGGAGCGCGGGACCACCCCGCCCCCGGUGGGCCCCGCCCAGGGCACAGUCCAGGCCGCUCGCAGCGGGAAUGGCGCAGCAGUACGCGCGCGGGGCCGUGGCUGUGAUCCGCCUGAACAACCCCCCACUCAACGCGCUGAGCUCUGCAGUUGUUCGGGCUUUAGAGCAAGGAGUGAAGAAAGCAGAUGUAGAUCCUGCUGUGAAAGCUGUUGUGAUUUGUGGGACAAAUGAGACGUUCAGUGCAGGUGCUGACAUUCGAGGGUUUUCCUCUAUUCAGGCAGGAGACAGGCCCAGUCUGACAUCAGUAGUUGAUCUAAUAGAGAGAAGUGAAAAGCCGGUGGUGGCUGCCAUUGAAGGCAUGGCAUUGGGAGGAGCACUGGAGGUGGCAUUGGGCUGUCACUACAGGAUUGCACAUGCGCAGGCCUGGGUAGGUCUUCCAGAGGUCACCCUUGGGCUACUUCCAGGUGCUGGAGGAACCCAGAGACUCCCCAGACUGAUUGGGGUCCGAGCCGCACUUGACCUAAUCACCACAGGGAAACGUGUGCUGGCUGCUGAAGCGCUGAAGCUGGGCAUCAUUGACGAAAUUGUGGAAGAAAACACAAUUGAUGCAGCAAUCCACUUGGCAAACAAAGUGUCAGGUCAGCCAUUAAAUUCUCGCAGACUCAGUCUGAAGCAGGUUCAAAGUCUGUCCAACAUGGAUGCCAUUCUCAGCAAGGCUCUUGUGAAAGUGAAAAAGCAGGCCCGGGGGUGUCUGUCUCCAGAGAUGUGUGUCCAAGCAGUCAAGGCCUCUGUGCAGCUACCCUUCACAGAAGGUAUUCGGAAGGAGAGAGAGCUGUUUAAUCUCCUGUUGUCCUCAGGCCAGGCCAAAGCACUGCAGUAUGUGUUCUUCGCACAGAGAGCAGCACAGAAGUGGACAACAUCCUCUGGAACUUCCUGGAAAACUGCUUCAGCUCAGCCCAUCCGAAAAGUAGCUGUGAUAGGACUGGGAACAAUGGGCCGAGGCAUUGUGACUUCUCUGGUGAAGGCCAAGAUGUCCGUAGUAGCUCUAGAGCAGGAUCAGAAGCAGCUGGAGGUAGGAGCAAGAGCUGUGACAUCCCUUCUAGAACAUGAGGCUUCAAAAAUGCAGUGGAUUGGCCAACGCCCAGAUGCCUGUGAUCCCGCCCUUCUCCAGUUCACUCUGGACUUCAGUGUGUUACAGGAUGCAGAUCUAGUUAUUGAGGCUGUGUUUGAGGACAUGGCACUGAAGAAGGAGAUCUUCCAUAAAUUGUCAGCAAUCUGCAAGCCAGGGUCCUUCUUGUGCACUAACACCUCCACCCUGGAUAUUGAUGAGAUUGCUUCAGCCACCAGUCGCCCUCACCAGGUCAUUGGUACUCACUUCUUCUCACCUGCCCACGUAAUGAAGCUGGUAGAAAUAAUCCGUGGUCGUCACACAUCGCCCAUCACCAUUGCCACUGCCAUGGGUUUAGCCAAAACUAUAGGCAAAAUAGGGGUUGUAGUAGGGAAUUGCUUUGGAUUUGUUGGGAACAGAAUGAUGGCUCCUUAUGCUGAACAGGCAGUUUUUCUGCUAGAAGAAGGAUGUAAACCAGAAGCAGUAGAUCAAGCUCUAGAGGGAUUUGGUUUCAAUAUGGGGCCCUUCCGAAUGUCAGACCUUGCUGGGCUUGAUGUGGGCUGGAGAUCUCGGAAAGGGCAGGGCCUGACUGGCCCCGAACUGGCUCCAGGAACUCCUGCUCGCCUGUGUGGCAGGAGGAGAUACAGCCCACUGCCUGAUCUUCUAUGUGAGAAUGGAAGGUAUGGCCAGAAGACUGGCAUGGGCUGGUACCAAUAUGAGAAACCUGGGGCUAGAAUAGCUAAUCCAGAUCCAUGGCUUCACAAUUUCCUGAUUGGGUAUAGAGAUGCCCAUCAUAUUAAGGCACAUUUCAUAGACGAGGAGGAAAUCCUGGAGCGCUGUCUGUAUACCCUCAUCAAUGAGGGCUUCCAGAUCUUAGAUGAUGGAAUAGCUUCUGCCCCAGAAGAUAUUGAUGUAAUCUACAUCCAUGGCUACGGAUGGCCAAAGCACAGAGGUGGCCCCAUGUUUUAUGCUUCCACCAUCGGGCUACCUCGCAUUCUGGCUAAACUGCAAAAAUAUUCUGAGGCCCAUCCUGACAUUCCCAGAAUGCAACCCAGUGCUUUUCUGAAGAAAUUGGUGUUCGUGGGAAGCCCUCCCUUGAAGGAGUGGAUGUCCCAUGCAGGACACCAGAGCAGUAAGCUGUGAUGUCCCUGCAGCCUGCUCUACGCGUUCAGCCACUUGUCUCGUGGUGACAAGUAUCUCUCACUGCCAUAAUCAGUGAUGUCUGUUCCAAUCAAACCCAAAGCACAGCAGGUGAAGACAUAGGCGGCAGGUUUGUAUAAUUUUUGGUGGGGCCCAAAAUGGUGGGCCCCCCCCACUCCCGCCCUGUAAGCCGAUAUAAAAUGAAGCUACAACACGUCAGUGCCACAAGAUUACAAGG
Molecule: messenger RNA, 2521 nt
Organism: Mauremys reevesii (Reeves's turtle)
Lineage: Eukaryota; Metazoa; Chordata; Testudines; Geoemydidae
Gene: EHHADH
Product: enoyl-CoA hydratase and 3-hydroxyacyl CoA dehydrogenase
Exons: 7
Coding region: 106-2286 (726 amino acids)
Biological process (GO): fatty acid beta-oxidation
Cellular component (GO): peroxisome
Molecular function (GO): NAD+ binding; (3S)-3-hydroxyacyl-CoA dehydrogenase (NAD+) activity
Source: RefSeq, a predicted model, not a curated record